Molecule: messenger RNA, 641 nt
Organism: Peromyscus leucopus (white-footed mouse)
Lineage: Eukaryota; Metazoa; Chordata; Mammalia; Rodentia; Cricetidae
Product: keratin-associated protein 12-1
Exons: 1
Coding region: 26-418 (130 amino acids)
Cellular component (GO): keratin filament
Source: RefSeq, a predicted model, not a curated record
UCCUCCAGACCAGCCAGCCUCCACCAUGUGUCACACCAGCUGCUCCUCAGGCUGCCAGCCAGCCUGCUGUGUGUCCAGCCCCUGCCAGGCAUCUUGCUGUGUGUCCAGCCCCUGCCAGGCAUCUUGCUGUGUGUCCAGCCCCUGCCAGGCAUCCUGCUGUGUGUCCAGCCCCUGCCAGCCAGCCUGCUGCAGGCCUGCCAUAUGCAUUCCUGUGAGGUACCAGGUGACCUGCUGUGUGCCUGUGAGCUGCAGGCCCACUGUGUGCAUGGCUCCCUCCUGCCAGUCCUCUGUGUGUGUGCCCGUGAGCUGCCGGCCUGUCUGUGUGAGCUCCUCCUGCCAGUCAUCCGGGUGCUGCCAGCCCUCCUGCCCCACCCUGGUCUGCAGACCUGUCACCUGCAGCAACUCCUCCUGCUGCUGACCAGUGACCCAGUGAAGAUGGGACAACCUGUCCCCUCCUAGCACCUGUCUCUGGCUGCUGGUUCAGCAUAGGAGGCAGACAGGAAGGCCAUCCUGCCCACCCUGGCUCUGGAGAGAGAACAAGGAAGAGUUAUCUGGAUCCCCCUCUCCUUACCCUUUGGAAGGGUGCCCUGGCUCCAGGGCCAUCUCUAACUUUUAUAAAUAAACCAGUUUCUCCAGUUCAA